AUGCCGGCAUACCACUCCAUCUUCCUGGGCGACCAGGGCGUGCAGUUAAUAGGCAACUUCCCCCUUCUCCCCUUGCGCACCAAAACCCGCGGCCCAGCGUACACUCUCCCUGCGCUCCCACCCGGUACCAACCCGCUCGAUGUCGACCCCGACUCGGAAUCCUACGACUGUCUAGAUGAAAUCCUCUCCCUCUUCCGCGCCAAUACUUUCUUCCGCAACUUUGAGAUCAAAGGCCCCGCAGACCGCAUGCUCAUCUACGGCAUAUUAUUCCUCAGUGACUGCCUGACGAAAGUCAAACCGAACAUGGACAGUAGAGCGGCGGAGAAGGCGCUUAUCAACGGGGCGUUGGAGCAGUUCAGUAUCCCUGGGGAACCGGGGUUUCCUCUCAAUCAGGCAUAUGAGCCGCCGAGGGACCGGAAUGAGGCGGAGCAAAUGAGGAGCUAUUUGAGCCAGGUGAGGCAGGAGUUGGCGAUUCGGUUGCAGCAACGGCUGUAUGCGGAUGGCGGGAAUGUGCCGAGCAAGUGGUGGUUGAGUUUCACGAAGAGGAAAUUCAUGGGGAAGAGUUUAUAG
Messenger RNA from Cladophialophora yegresii CBS 114405, 570 nucleotides. RefSeq names its product actin like protein 2/3 complex, subunit 3. Gene Ontology annotation, molecular function: actin filament binding. The record is from RefSeq and is a predicted model, not a curated record. Gene Ontology annotation, cellular component: cytoskeleton; Arp2/3 protein complex. The coding region runs from base 1 to 570 and encodes 189 amino acids. Gene Ontology annotation, biological process: regulation of actin filament polymerization; Arp2/3 complex-mediated actin nucleation. NCBI's taxonomy places the organism in Eukaryota, Fungi, Ascomycota, Eurotiomycetes, Chaetothyriales, Herpotrichiellaceae. The transcript has 3 exons.